Setaria italica (foxtail millet) is the source of this 2370-nucleotide messenger RNA. RefSeq names its product homeobox-leucine zipper protein ROC6-like. Lineage: Eukaryota; Viridiplantae; Streptophyta; Magnoliopsida; Poales; Poaceae. Bases 1 to 2370 code for a protein of 789 amino acids. The transcript has 9 exons. The record is from RefSeq and is a predicted model, not a curated record. Gene Ontology annotation, molecular function: DNA binding; lipid binding.
AUGGCGGAAAUUCUUGUGCAUGUUACUAUGGAGAACGAUGGGCAUCUGAACAACAACAAGGAACAAGCACUUGGCCUCACCUUGGGAGACGCUACAGCAUGGGACUACCCUGUGGAAUAUGAUAUGGAUGCUCUCCUAGGAGAGGACCAUAAUGUGGACACUAACCAGAGAACUCAUGACGAGGACCACCUCCCUGAGAGUGAGACACCGCAAUCCAAGCGUCCGAAGCGCUUCAAUGUGCGGCAGGUUCAGGAACUCGAAGCGAUGUUCCACGCGUGUACCCACCCAGAUGCUGAACAGCGUCAGCAACUUGGCACAAGGAUUGGUUUAGAGGAAAGGCAGGUCCGAUUCUGGUUCCAAAACCGGCGCUCCUUGAUGAAGUUGAAGGCAUGUGGAAACGAGGUCAAGGAGUUGCAACAAGAAAAUGGGAAGCUGCAAGCUGAUAACAAUGAACUGAAGCAACUAAUGCUGGACCCGACAUGCUUCAAAUGUCGUGACCCCGCAGGAGCAACCCAGACGACGUUGGAGAGGCAGCGCCUGCUCCGUGAAAAUGCAAGGCUCAAGGAUGAACUGCAGCGUGCCAAUGCUUACCUGAAAAGAAGCAUCCGUGAGGCAGGACGACGUCCUCAGCCUAUGUCAUCCGAGAAUCAGGCAUCAGCUUACAUGAACCCUGUGCCAUUCACCUGCAAUAGAACCAACCAGGCUACACUUCGAUCGCACGCUGAGCGUGCUUUCAAGGAGCUUGUCAUGUUGGCAACGAAGGGUCAGCCGUUGUGGAUGCCAACCAUCGACGGCGAGGUGCUCAACGACCAGCACUACGAUUUGCAAACGUUCCCUGGGUUACUUGGAUUUUGCCCAUGGGGGUUUGUCGCGGAGGCUACAAGGGAGACUGAUAUGAUCAAAGGCGAAGCCAUGGACCUCGUCAGCAUCCUCACCGAUGUGGCCCAGUGGUCAGAGAUGUUCCCUGAUAUCGUCUCAUAUGUGAGGUCCAGCAAUGUCAUCUGCAGCGGCAGUUCCUCUUUACGCGACGGGCUCAUUCAACUGGUGAACUCAUACUCUAUCUCGUGCAUCUAUUGUGUUCACUUUGAUCACGAUCAAUCACCUAAUUCAAACGCCGUGGAGUACUUGCAGAUGGAUGUAGAGUUCUGGGUGCAAACGCCGUGCCUGCCGACCCGCAACGUGAAGUUUCUGAGGUUUAGCAAGAUGAUGGCGGAGAGGAAGUGGGCUGUGGUAGACGUGUCUGUUGAUGGCAACCAGCAUGGAUAUCAACAGCAAAGCAGCGGAGCUAGUUGCACGGGCUACAGGUUGCUGCCAUCCGGCUGCAUACUUGAGGGCAUGAGGAGUGGCUUCUGCAAGGUCACAUGGGUUGUGCACGGGGAGUACCUUGAAGCCGCUGUGCCAACACUCUUCAGAAAGUUUCUCCAUUCUGGGCAAGCCUUUGGUGCAUGCCGUUGGCUCAGAUCGUUCCAGAGGCAGUGUGAGUACAUGGCCGUUCUGGCUUCCAGCCAUGUUCCAAGCAGCAGCAGUAGCAGCUCAGGGGCAGCCAUAUCAUCGCUGGGGAAGAGGGGAGUCUUGGAGCUGGCCCAGCGGAUGACGGCGAGCUUCUACGCCGCCAUCUCUGGGCCGGUUACCAUUGCAUCGACCAACAUCACCAACCAGUGGUGUGUUAGCAGUGGCACUGCUGCUGAGAGGGUGGACGCAGCAGUGCGCAUGGUGAUAUGGAAUUGCGCUGAGAUCAUGCCUGGAGAGCCUGCAAUCACGGUGCUGAGCGCCACCACCACAGUCAGGCUGCCUGGCACACCGCCAGUGCGCGUGUUCGAGUACCUCUGCAAUUUGCAGCGCCGUGGCGAGUGGGAUAGCUUUGUCAAUGGGGGCCAAGUGAAGGAAUUGGGCUAUGUUUCCACGUCUGCACGCCUCCAUGGCAACGCUGUCUCUGUCCUCCGCCCCACUAUCGUUGCUCAGGGAAGUCGUGGAAUGAACAACAACAUGCUGAUCUUGCAACAGUCAAGCACCGACGCGUCAGGUUCGCUGGUGGUGUACAGUCUCAUUGAGGAAAACGUGAUGCGUGGCAUCAUGGCUGGCGCCGAAAACAACAUCUUCCUCGUGCCCUCUGGAUUCGCCAUCCUCCCAGACGGCCAUGGCAAGGCCCGAUACAACGCUGCCAGCUCCUCUACUAGUGCUCCCAUCGACAACAACGACGACGACGGUGAAGGAGCACUUCUUACUGUGGCGUUCCAAGCAAUGUUGCCUAGCUCCCCAUCAGGCGACCAUGCCACUACCCGGGCCUUUGACAAUGCAGGACAGCAGCUCUGCGAUGCGAUAAAGAAGAUCAAGGACGCCGUCGGGGCCAAUAACGUCAUCGUGAACUGA